This is a messenger RNA of Hypoxylon trugodes, 1779 nucleotides long. Its product is annotated as aldehyde dehydrogenase. NCBI's taxonomy places the organism in Eukaryota, Fungi, Ascomycota, Sordariomycetes, Xylariales, Hypoxylaceae. Bases 63 to 1526 code for a protein of 487 amino acids. The record is from RefSeq and is a predicted model, not a curated record. The transcript is spliced from 4 exons. Gene Ontology annotation, molecular function: aldehyde dehydrogenase (NAD+) activity.
UAAGAGGGGCCUCUCCCACCUCUCUAGCACCAUUUCCCUGCUGUUUCAGGAGUGUGGCGAAAAUGGCCACUAAUAUAAGAGGAAAUACGCCUCUCUGCUUCGAUACAUUCCAUAACAUAAUUGAUGGAGAACUUUCGUGCACAGCCGAGACACGGCACACAGUCAAUCCCGCUACACUAGAAAAUAAUCCGGACGCUCCCCUCGGCACGGUCGACGAUGUAAACAGAGCCGUCAGAGCGGCCAACCGGGCUGCCGAUGCAUGGGCUAAAGUCCCUUGGGAUGAGCGUGCUUGCGCGAUUCGAAGCUUCGCCGAUACUACAGAGCAGAAAUCUGAAGAUUUUGUUCGGAUUCUACAGAAAGAAACCGGCAAACCCAUGAUUUGGGCUCGACACGAGCUUGCGACGUGUGUGAAGUAUCUCAGAGGGUUCUGUAGAUUAUCUCUUCCUGAAGAAGUCAUCGAAGAUGCCGCGGAACGUAAAGUUGUCACCCGAUAUACGCCGCUCGGUGUGAUUGUUGGAAUUGUCCCUUGGAACUAUCCCGUUCAGCUCUCAUGUGUGAAAAUGGGAGCAGCUCUACUCACCGGAAACACCUACAUAUGGAAGCCAUCUCCUCAUACACCCUACUGCAGCAUUAAACUUGCAGAAUUGGCCCAGAGGUUUUUCCCUCCCGGCGUUGUUCAAAUUUUGAGUGGGGACAAUGAUUUAGGGCCGCUGUUGACCGAACACCCUGAUGUUCACAUGGUCAGUUUUACGGGCAGCAUUCCAGUCGGAAAGAAGAUCAUGGAAUCCUGCAGCAAGACACUAAAGCGGGUGGUACUUGAGCUAGGCGGCAACGAUCCAGCUAUCGUUUGCAAGGACGUAAAUCCUGCCGACGUGGCCGCCAAAAUCGGCUUCGUCUGUUUUUGUCAUGCGGGUCAAAUCUGCAUCAACAUGAAACGAAUCUAUGUCCACGAAGCAGUUUAUGACGACGUACUGGCCGCUAUUGUUGGGCUUGUGCAGACACUUAAGCUAGGGCUCGGCGAGGACGCUUAUAUGGGACCUAUCACGACUAAAGAGCACUUCGAGUACCUCAAAAGUUUGCUCGAGGAUGUGGAAAGAAGAGGCUUCAAUGUCGCGAUAGGGAGUACGAAACCACUAUCUGAUAUGAAGGGAUACUAUCUUGCGCCCACAAUCAUUGAUAACCCGCCAGACGAUGCAAGGAUUGUUGUUGAGGAGCAGCUUGGGCCCGUUCUUCCUUUUUUGAAAUGGAGAGAUGAGACAGAUGUCAUCACGAGGGCUAAUAACACUAAAACCGGUCUAGGUGCAUCUGUAUGGACUCGUGAUAUGGAGCAAGCAGAGCGUCUCAGGAAGAAACUGAAGGUUGGUAAUGUUUGGAUUAACACUCAUGCCGAGAUCCAGACUAAUAUCACGUUCGCUGGCCAUCGGGAGAGCGGCUUUGGCGUUGCAAUGGGCAUCAACGGCCUCAAGGCUUGUUGUAAUGCCCAAAGUAUCUAUACUAGACCAGCUGACGCCAUAGUACAAUACUAGGUAUGCAAGUAGCUAGAGCUAAUUACCAAGGGACUGUUACACCAGACAUUGAUAUGACAACCACAACGAAGAUCUGAGAAGAUGCUUUGAUAAACUACCCCUGCCAAAAACGAUAUCAGAUUAAGAGGCAAUAAAAGCGAAUUACUGAGAAGAGACGCUAAUAUCGGCGGCAUACAAACCACAUCCACAUGCGAGCAGAUUCCCCUUCGAUCCUUUCUAAAUCAAUAUAUUCCUGUCAUCUCACACUAAUAUG